UUGAAUAAGUGCCCAAUAGCUUUGGUUUCUGUUUCACAGUGAAGUCCUCCCCAGUGCAGACAACUGCCUGGCUGUGUGAGGAGCAGCCGUGACCACAGAGGUGGUGGAGAGAUGGCCCUCAGCAGUGUCCAGGCUCCCUUCGUGAACCCGAUCGUCCCCUUCUCUGGGACCAUCCAAGGGGGCCUCCAGGACGGACUGCAGAUCAGUGUCAAUGGGACGGCUCUUCGCGCCUGUGGAACCAGGUUUGCUGUGAACUUUCAGACCAGCUUCAGUGACAAGGACAUUGCCUUCCACUUCAACCCUCGGUUUGAAGAGCGUGGGUAUGUGGUCUGUAACACCAAAGAGAAAGGACGCUGGGGAGAUGAGGAGAGGAUGAUGCAUAUGCCCUUCCAGGUGGGCAUUCCCUUUGAGGUCUGCUUCCUGGUGCAGAGCUCUGGAUUUCAGGUGACGGUGAAUGGAAACUUCUUUACCAACUACAUACACCGCGUGCCCUUCCACCGUGUGGAUAACAUCUCUGUCACCGGCGCUGUGACGCUGACACACAUCAGCUUCCAGGUCAGAUUGUCCAAAUGGCACCUGUCCCAGGGGCUGGGUGCAGGAGCCAGUCUGCUAUGCCUAGGCCCUUUGGGUGGAGCCAAAGGUUCCUGCUAAUCUCUCAUCCAGAUG
Pipistrellus kuhlii (Kuhl's pipistrelle) is the source of this 666-nucleotide messenger RNA. RefSeq names its product galectin-9B-like. The transcript is spliced from 4 exons. The record is from RefSeq and is a predicted model, not a curated record. Lineage: Eukaryota; Metazoa; Chordata; Mammalia; Chiroptera; Vespertilionidae. Bases 112 to 651 code for a protein of 179 amino acids. Gene Ontology annotation, molecular function: carbohydrate binding; galactoside binding.